AACUCCCCUUGCGUUCCCUUCCCUCCCUCCCAUAACAAGUGGGCUCCUAAGUCUAGUGAAGAAAUUGAAGCAUUAAUUAGGGGUUGGUUUAUCAUUAGUUAUGCUCAAUCCCAGUGAUGAUCACCGGUGGGUGCAGUUCUACCAGCAGAUAAUUGAUUCCCAAGGAUCAGAUCAGGCCUCCUCUGCUGCAAUUAAUCCCGGUGAGAGUACUGAAUUUAUCGACACCACUACCGGCCCUGGCGAUAAGUCGAUCCAGAAGGUGUUUUCAGGCUCCCCUAAGAGGGGUGGCAGCCCAGGCCUAUCGCCGAAGCCCAUAAGGAGGAGGUCCAGAGCCUCGAAGAGGACCCCCGCCACGGUCCUCAAUGCUAACACCAACAACUUCAGGGCACUGGUGCAGCAGUUCACCGGCUGCCCUAGCACCGCCAUUUCGUUUAAAGGCCCCGUUAACUUGAGCUUCAGCAACUACCAACCACAAGACCGUGCGGCUGCAUCCGCUCUUAACAACUACCCCUACAGUAAUCAUACCGCUUCUUCUUUUUCUUCGGCUUCGGUUUCACUAUCAGCUUCCUAUGGGCAGCAGCAGUCGGGAUUAGCUGCUCAACUGCAGCCUGAGAGUACUAAUUAUUACCCUCAAAGAGGAAGCAGCGUGUUCUCAUUCAUGAGCAACGACGUUGCAGGGACGACUGCUACCACAAAUGGAUUUGUUUCGGGCCAGAUCAGCACGAUGGAAUUGGAGACAGCCAUGAGCCUUGACGAAGGCUUUGCUGCCAUGGACAGUAGCAACAUGUCCGUGCAUGGGCUGCCUACUACGUCUCCAAACUCUUUCUCGUGGGGAUGAUUACGAUCACGAGUCACCAUACAGACCGAGUCUAGGCUACACAUCGAUCGGAUUUGUUUGAGAAAUUCAUUAAGAAGGUUGGAAGGAACCCUCUUCGAUGUAGCACGUAUUACGUAGCUCAGUUAAUUAAUUAAUUCUAGAAGCUCAUCUCUCAAUGCUCAUAAGCCUUGUAUACAUUAAUUUCUCAAUACCCCACUGGCUGGUUUUAUUAGUUAGCACACAUUAAGAUGGGUAGUUCUUGCACGAUCCCUUGCAUCAUUCAAAAACUAGAGAUGUUGCAGGUAGCUAGCUAGCUAGCACAAAUGCAUACAUAUGUAUAUUCAUUUUCGAUAUUGCUUAUUAUUAAUUAUCAUCUCCAUAGUAUAAUGAUUUAAUUAUACGGCA
This is a messenger RNA of Punica granatum (pomegranate), 1222 nucleotides long. The record is from RefSeq and is a predicted model, not a curated record. Lineage: Eukaryota; Viridiplantae; Streptophyta; Magnoliopsida; Myrtales; Lythraceae.